CAAACGGGGUGACGUCAUGAAGUCCUGGAACUCCGCGACAAUAAAUUAGAUUUUGUUACUUUUCUGGCGGGAAGAUGAGCCAAGUGGAGGGGCAGCGUUUAGAAAUAAGCGAGAGUUCGGGUGGGGGGAAUCUGGGCCCGACAGUCGAGUUGCUAGGCAUUUGAGGCCCACUCGGCUGCGCACACCCUUUGCCCCCACUUCCACUCGCCCCGUUUGAGUUCGUGCACUCGCAGCCGCAGACCCGGGGCGCUAGGAGUCCCAUAGCCGCCCUCCCACCAUGGUGAUCCUCAGAGAGGGCAUCUGUCCUGGAGCCACCACCCACCUCAUCCAGGCUUUAAAGGAGCAGAACGUGAAGACAGUGGUGAACUUAGUGACUGCAGACAUUGAAGACCUGGCACAGAAAUGUUCCAUUUCGUACAAGACGUUGAUGGCCGUGAGGUGUGUGUUACUUGCUCAGUAUUCGCCAUUCCCUUCGAACGGUGCAGAUCUCUACGAGGAGCUACUGGGCACCACAGCCAUCCUGUCUACAGGAAUCCCCAGCCUGGACAAGUUGCUGGAUACGGGCCUUUACACAGGAGAGCUGACAGAAUUUGUAGGAGGGCCAGGCAGCGGAAAGACUCAGGUGUGCCUCGGCCUGGCCACGAGCAUCGCGUGUGAGCUGAAGCAGAAGGUCCUGUACAUUGACACGACGGGAGGACUGAGCGGCUGCCGCCUCCUGCAGCUGAUCCAGAGCCAGGCUGACCGCAUGGAGGAGCAGAGCGAGGCUCUCCAGAGGAUCGAGGUGAUUCGUGUGUUUGAAGUGCACUGGCUCCUGGAUGUGCUGCAGGAGCUCAGGGCAAGCUGCAUGCGCCAGGUGGCUGGCGCCCACAGCUCAUUGAAGGCGAUCGUAGUGGACUCCAUCACAGCAGUGCUCUCCCCCAUCCUGGGUGGCCAUCAGAUAGAAGGUAUGGCCCUCAUGAUGCAGCUUGCAAGGGAACUGAAGACAUUAGCCAGAGAACUGGCCAUUGCCGUCAUUGUGACGAACUACUUGGUCCGGGACACAGGUGGAGGUAUGAAACCGGCCCUGGGGUGCUCCUGGAGUUAUGUCCCCAACGUCCGAGUACUCCUCCAGCGUGGAUCUGACUCAGCCGGCCCUGCAGGGGGCAGUGCAACGAUACUGAAAUCAUCCAGGCAGCCAACCAGGCUCAGUGUGGGAUUUGACAUCACUUCCCUUGGGACCCUGGGCAGCCGAGCCGAGCCUUCUCAACCCUUCACUGGUGACCUUCCUUGACUACACAUAGUAACGUUUGCAUAGAGCUCUGUAACUGUAUACGAACACUGUGACUUCAAUGAGAAGAAGGUAAGAGCUGGUUAGUGAAGAUUGGGCCUUUACCUUCUCUCAUUACAAGACCUGGUGCGAUUGAGUGGGUGUCAUAGCCCUUGGCUAUUGGCCAUACUUCAUGGAGCUUCAAGAACAUUGGUUCCCUCCUUGCUACGAGCCUGUGAAGAGAUCCAGCAAUGUGUGGCUGGAGAUUCCGACUGUAGGCAAUGACAGGCAGGUGCAUUCAAGGUUUCCAGGAAGAGCGGCUGGCCGAAAAUACAUCUUGCAGCUUGUUAAUCAUUCUCAGUGUGUGGUUUUACAGAGCUGGAGCUCACGUGCGGUCUGAGGCUGCCAGGAGUGGACAGCCACGAUGCAUUAAACAACGCGAUGGUUUUUUACAUUACUUCAGGAAUGCAGCAGAACUUGAGAGGAAACAUUUCACAACCAGCAUGCCUUGCCCUUGGGGAAAGUGCUGGGCAGCCUUAUCUCUGUGUUUUGUGAUAGUCAAAGAACCUCCAGCAUUUUCUGUUUUCAUUCCUGUUCAUUAGCCCUGCCAGGUCCAGUGGACCUUAGCAGUGCCUGUCACCUCCCGCACAUUGACCUUUCUCUCCUGAGCAGAGGCUGGCCAGGAAUUCAGAGCAGUGUAAUUCCUGUACUUGGACGGGAGAGCCACAGUGAUGAUGCGGAGAUUACAAUGGUGACAGAUCCAUACACCGAGGGAGAGCUGCAUCUCCGUCAUAAGAUGAAAGUGCCUUAUUGUUAUAUGGCGGUAACAAUAUCUAACAUUUACUGCAUCUGUAGAGCUGAAAUGCAAAUAAAUAAUGUUGUUAAUAUCAGUGUCUGCUAACAAACAACCUGCUUUUAGUGUUUCAGAUAAAAGGAAAGCUUAUAUAAAUCUCAGGGUAAGAUGAGACUGGAGGCUCAUGGUCUUCAACCUGUUUGAAAGAGCCCGAAACUUCAACCCCUAUCCCCUUGUGAGAAUUCCUUCCUGAUUGGGGCAGUACGGUAGCAUAACGUUUUACAGUAAAGGGGACCCGGGUUCAAUUCCCACUGAUGCCUGUAAGGAGUUUGCACAUUCUCCCUGUGACCACGUGGGUUUUCUCCGGGUGUUCUGGUUUCCUCCCACAGUCCACAAAUCUAUCGUUUCAAUUGUUUUUUGUCAAAAUUGUCCCUGUUUAGGCUGGGAUUAAAUUGGGGGAUUGUUGGGCGGAGUGGCCAGAAGGGUUUACUCCAUGCUGUGUCUCAGUCAGUAAAUAAACCAGGGGAUUAAGUUUGUAGCAAUGGGUAAUCCUCACAUUACACUCUCCUCCCCCUUCUGACCCCUGCCACGUUUUCACCACCCACCAGCUCCACUUCUGAUGCUAAAUGGUCAGUCCUCAGGAAAAGCCUUGCUUUUGUUCGCCUGCGCCUAUUUCUGGAGGAGUUUCAUCUAACCGAGACCCAGACCGAGUUUGUAUUCAGUUAUGUCAUUUUGUGCCCGUGUUGUGAAGUGGAGGAGGGUGAUCCCAGCAUUACAAGCAAGUAAUUUUCUUUCUGAGCAGCUCCCUGGGGAAGUGCAGCUGAAUUGGCCAAGAGCAAAUCAACAGCAGGGCAACUUGAGUGAGAUCAGUGGUUCCAUUGGAUUGAAUCCCGGACACUCAUUUAAUAUCUUUUUUCUCUGCAUAGAUUGUCCUUAAUCUGAUGCCAUGAUUUGCCUUCCUUGAUUACCUCCCCUGGACAUUGGGGUGGUGUCCCUGAGAUAUCAGAAUGCUGCUUCUAUUCGUGUAGACUGACUCAGUACCAUCAACAUCUGGCCACAACCCAGCUCUUUGUAAAUAUGGUUCCUUGCUAGAGUACACCAGUAUGUUAGCCACUAGACUCCCCUGCUUCCAACCCAGGCCUUGGUCAGCGAGACUGUACUCUGUCAGUAAACCGUUGGCCUGUAUUUGCACACCAGUGUUGCGACCUCGCAGUGUAGCGUGUGCAGACGGAGAAUCUCUUGAGCGGCAACUGUGGCUUGGUGCGGGUGCAGAACCCAGUACUGAGCCACGAGGUUAGGCCGCUCUCUGAAUACCUGGAGCAUAAAACCAGGACUACUGACAUUGCGUGAUAAAGAGACUGUGCCAUAUUUCAUAUUAUACUGGCCUCUAUGUAAAACCAUAAGCCAUAGGAGGAGAAUCAGGCCAUUCAGCCCAUCGAGUCGCUACCUGAAUUGGAUUGUGGCAGAUUUAUUUUCCCUUUUAACCCUGUUCGGCUUUCUCCCCAUAAUCAAGGACCUACAAAUCUGCGCUUUAAAUAGAGACCAUGGCACCAUCUCAGUUCAACACGGUGUCCUAACAAAUAAUUAUGAAGCAGCAAAAAUGCUGAAGAACGUCUAGCCCUUGUCACGGUGCUGUACGUGGGAGCUUUCUGGGCUUAAAUUUAUAGCUCAGUCUCGAAGCUUCCAGCAAUGGCUGUGGCUCAUGUGCUGUCAGGUGUUUUCCGAUAUCCCAGAAACAGGAAAAACUUCCUAUGUAUGCACUAUUUUUGUCCUCAAACUGACUGGGUAUGAUGAGGACAGGACAGAGGAUGAGAGCACAGGAGAUCCCAUACUGGACCUAUCUAUUUCUGUCUCCACUCCCCUCAAGUGAUGCUUCCCAGACCUGCACUUUGUAUUGACCACUAUUUUUGAAAUCUGCAACAUAAUACCACCAACAGUAGCAGGAGCUUUUGUAGCCAUUCUUAAGUGCAGGAAAGAUUAAACAUCCAGAUUCACAAUCUUGGCAGGAGGUAGGUGCUAAACCGUGGCGAUGGGUCUAGGACAGGGGUCAGCAACCUUUACCACUGAAAGAGCCACUUGGACCCGUUUCCCACAGAAAAGAAAACACUGGGAGCCGCAAAACCCGUUUGACAUUUAAAAUGAAAUAACACUGCAUACAACGUUUUGUUUUGCCUUUAUGCUAUGUAUAAACAAACUAUAAUGUGUUGCAUUUAUGAAAUUGAUGAACUCCUGCAGAGAAAACGAAAUUACAUUUCUGCAUGCAACAAAAACAUGUUGACCUCCGAAAAAA
Hypanus sabinus (Atlantic stingray) is the source of this 4329-nucleotide messenger RNA. RefSeq names its product RAD51 paralog D (gene rad51d). The coding region runs from base 278 to 1270 and encodes 330 amino acids. Gene Ontology annotation, cellular component: replication fork; Rad51B-Rad51C-Rad51D-XRCC2 complex; centrosome. The transcript is spliced from 10 exons. Lineage: Eukaryota; Metazoa; Chordata; Chondrichthyes; Myliobatiformes; Dasyatidae. The record is from RefSeq and is a predicted model, not a curated record. Gene Ontology annotation, molecular function: ATP-dependent DNA damage sensor activity; single-stranded DNA binding; ATP binding. Gene Ontology annotation, biological process: double-strand break repair via homologous recombination; reciprocal meiotic recombination; telomere maintenance.